Molecule: messenger RNA, 2344 nt
Organism: Protobothrops mucrosquamatus (brown spotted pit viper)
Lineage: Eukaryota; Metazoa; Chordata; Lepidosauria; Squamata; Viperidae
Gene: SCARA5
Product: scavenger receptor class A member 5
Exons: 6
Cellular component (GO): membrane
Source: RefSeq, a predicted model, not a curated record
UCUAAGCUGGCGUCUCAAGUGGAGAGCUUGAAUGACCAACUGACAGAGGUAGGUGGGCAGGUGGGUAGCAUGAACCGGACUCUGUCUUAUGACGUGGGAAUCCACCAUACCCGUAUCCAGGACCUGCAAGUCCUCAUCAGCAAUGCCUCAGAAGAUGCUCGGCAGAUGCGCUUUGUCCACAUCGCCAUGGAACAGCAGCUCAAACAUGAGCUGGCCAUUCUGAACAAUGUGACUGAGGAUCUGAGGCUCAAGGAUUGGGAGCACUCCAUUGCUUUGAAGGAUAUCUCAGUGAUACGAGGGCCACCAGGACCCAAAGGGGAUCAAGGCAAUGAAGGAAUAGAAGGUGAACCUGGCCGACCUGGUAUGCCUGGAUUGCAAGGGUAUCCUGGUGAAAGAGGACAACGAGGGCCAAAAGGGGACAAAGGAGACAUUGGCCAACGUGGGCUACCUGGCCUCCGUGGAAUGACAGGUGAGCGGGGCCCAAAGGGAGAGAAAGGCGAGAAAGGAGACCAAGCUGGAGAAACAGCUCUUACUUUGGAAGAGGGAAUUAUCCGCUUGAUGAAUGGCUCCGGUCCUCAUGAAGGGCGAGUAGAAGUCUUUCACGAUCGACAAUGGGGAACUGUGUGUGACGAUGGAUGGGACAAGAAAGAUGGGGAUGUGGUGUGUCGGAUGCUGGGUUUCCGAGGCAUUGAAGAGAUUUACAGAAUGGCUGCAUUUGGACAGGGGAAAGGACGGAUUUGGAUGGAUGAUGUGGCCUGCAAGGGAACAGAAGAUAGUCUUCUCCAAUGUAGCUUUUCCAGCUGGGGAAAAACAAACUGUGGGCAUGCUGAGGAUGCUGGAGUGAAGUGCUUGAGGCAGUGAUAGGACAAAUUUGACAACCAAAGAGUGAACAAAGGAUUUACUGGAGAAGAAACUAUGAGACCUCAGAGGUUGUUAGAAUAGCAGAUACUGUGCUUUCUUAUUGCCAAUGCAAUCAAAAAGGAACCGCCCAACUUCUGCCUUUAUAUGUCUCAGGUGCUACAGUAGAAACUACUGUAAUUUUUCUAUCCAGCCUGUAAUGCUACCGGGGGAGGUGCCAUUUCAUCCUUUUCCAACUUAUAUCCUCCACUUUUCCUAAUGUAUACAACAAAGUUACAAGAAGCCAAGCCAUUUAAGGCUUCCGUUCAUUACAUAGAAUUUGAAUAUCAAAGGUUGCUGAACAUAUUAUUGCAAGCUAUGUGUGAUGCAGCCCUCAAACCAACAGGACAGCUCCCGAGCUGAAGAUACGCUAUACAGGGAGAAGCGGAGCAGCUACAGACAUAAUAACCUGUUUGCUUAGCAAGCUGAUGAUUAUUGCAUUCUGAAUAAUAAAAAUAUUUGAGAUGUUCUGUAUUUCUCUGUGUUGCACAACAAAAAAAGGUUCUUCCUUUUACAAAGCUAUAUAGGAUAGGAGGGGGCCUACAUAUGAAAGAGUAUAGUACUUAGCAUAACAAUAAGAGCUGUACUGUAAUUAUAAAAGAUAGGAAUAGAGCCCUUGGUGUUUAUGUACAUGCUGAAAUGUACAAUUCUUUUGUCAGGGAAAAAGAUGGUAGUUCAUGCUGAUAGAACAUAUAUUGUGAAUUGCAUGAUAUUUGUGGUACAGUGGCAGUAUAAAUGAGCUCAAAACUGUCAGUGGCCAGUGGAAAUGGGACCCCAGAAGUCAUUUUCCAUAGACUGCAGAAUUAUAUAGAACCUAGAACAGAGAUAAACCUAACAUUUAAUAACAAACUCCCACCCACUUUUUAAAAAACAAUCACAUGCAUUCAAGUAAUCUCUGUGUGGAUUCAUCACUGAUUCCUCAGACACAUUUUCAUACAACCCUUCUUUCCAAAUCUUUCAAAAUAGGUUAUAAAGCAGAAAGUGGUAAUAGACAACUUGAAAUUUUGAAACAGAAAAGCCUAUUCAACCCUUGCAAAAUAUUUGCAAAAGUCAGCCUUAGACAUGCGUAGCUAAGAGAGUUAUUCUACCGUUGCAGAAUAUACAGAGUUAUUUUGCUCUUCCUUUCUUAAAAUGUUGAAGCUUAGAUGUUUUAAACUCUCUGUUGCAUUGUUCAAGAUCUAGUUAUACUAUAAAAACUGUAUCUGCUGCCAACAAUGCACUCUACAGCUUGGUGGCUUGAAGACAUGUAGAUGUUAUGUGCAGAUUAGCAUGGCUGGUGGGGAAUUCUGGGAAUUCAAGUCAACCUUCAAACUUAAAAAAACACUCUUGUAUAGAAACUCAGCAGCAUGGUAACGUAGGCCUCACUCUAGUAUCACUAUUUGAUACAAAAUUAUGAACAGAAGUUUAUUAAACGAACUGGUUAACUCAAUGAAUAAAGUAUUUCUUU